Molecule: messenger RNA, 816 nt
Organism: Paramormyrops kingsleyae
Lineage: Eukaryota; Metazoa; Chordata; Actinopteri; Osteoglossiformes; Mormyridae
Gene: sln
Product: sarcolipin
Cellular component (GO): membrane
Molecular function (GO): enzyme regulator activity
Source: RefSeq, a predicted model, not a curated record
CCCCCCCGAUUAUUUUAGUGGGACCCGAGUGAGACCUGGACCAGAAGGACCUGUCCGAGCCUGAGAACAGAACCAGAAGUGCCCCCCCGCCAGCGGAGCCGAGACAGCGUGCCCGCCUUCUGUCAGAUUCCUUGGUGAGAAACAGCACCAACCCUGGUACCGCCUUCUACUGCAGCCACUGACUGACUGAAGGUUGACCCGCCUGCUGUCUCAGACCUCGCCCUUCCCACCUCUGACACACCCCCGUCUCCGUUGGCAGGAUGGACCGAUCCGUGCAGGAGCUCUUCCUCAACUUCAUGAUCGUCUUGAUCACUGUGUUGCUGAUGUGGCUGCUGGUCAGAUCCUACCAAACUUCAUAGGGGUGACGAUGGUGUGGAGUAUGGAGGGGGUGAAGGUACCAGCCAUGAGAAGAGGUCAUGCAGAGUACCGCCCCCCCAACACUCGAAUCUGACACCUAAAUUUAUUGUGUAUCACUGUGACUAUCUUCCCUCAAGCCUUUAAAUGCAUCAACACUUAAACUUCUUUAAACAAGUUUAAAGAAAGAACGUUAAACAAAUUCAUUCUAGCCAAUAAUAUUUCUAUGCUUGUUUUAGUAUAUUUUUGUGUGUUUUUAGAGCAUAUUUGACAGGACAUUCAGCUAAUCUGCCUGUUUCCGUUUUUUUCUUGUACAGAAACUUUUAAUUGAUUAAAAAGGCUAAACUGUAAUUAAUUCAUGUGCAUCAAGGUGCCACACUAAUUAUUCAUGUUAAUCGAAAGACCUAUCAAUGUGAGAAAAAGGCCUGUUUACAAUCUCUGCAAUAAAAAACAAUGAAGUCA